Molecule: messenger RNA, 893 nt
Organism: Odocoileus virginianus texanus
Lineage: Eukaryota; Metazoa; Chordata; Mammalia; Artiodactyla; Cervidae
Source: RefSeq, a predicted model, not a curated record
CCUUUCCUCAUUCAGGUUCCUCCAGGGGAGUGAGGUCAUCAUGGCUCUGAAGUCUCUAGUCGUGUUGCCACUGCUGGUCCUGGUGCUGCUGCUGGUGCGGGUCCAGCCUUCCCUGGGCAAGGAAUCUGCAGCCGCCAAGUUUGAAUGGCAGCACACGGACUCUGGCAGCUCCCCCAGCAGCAGCUCCAACUACUGCAACCUGAUGAUGGUCUGCUGGAAGAUGACCCAGGGGAAAUGCAGGCCAAUGGACACCUUUGUGCACGAGUCCCUGGCCAAUGUCAAGGCCGUGUGCUCCCAGAAGAAAGUCACCUGCAAUAAUGGGCAGUCCAACUGCUACCAGAGCAACUCUGCCAUGCACAUUACAGAGUGCCGCAAGACUGGCAGCUCCAAGUACCCCAACUGUGCCUACAAGACCACCCGGGUGGAGAAACGCAUCAUAGUGGCUUGUGAAGGAAAACCGUAUGUGCCAGUCCACUUUGGUGCUUCAGUGUAGGUCUCCACCUGAGGCCAGAGCAGCAAAAUGCGCCACUUCAUCACAAAGGCAUCUGCCUCUCCCUCAUGUUUCCUUGCCCUGGGAGCAAUAACUCAAGUUAGUUAAGGCUUUUAUCCCUGCAACUCCCACCACACACACACCACCCCCUACCCCCCACACCAUGUUUCCCUGGCAUGAGGGUAAUAACUCAAGCUAGUUAGGGCUCUUAUCCAACACACACAUGCUCCCCUGGCCUGAGGCUUGCCCCUGUGUAGUUGGGGGGUGAGGAGUGGGUUGUAAUAUGGGACCCAUGUUAACCAAAUCACCGCUACUUUCAAUAAAACACACUUGCAACCACCUGAAUUACUGAUGCUGUCCUCAUGUAUGAGGGCUUCUGUGGUUGUGGUGCAUAGGCUCAGCU